UGUUCUUCAACCUCUCUAUCUGAGGGGGGAAAACUCACAGAACAGAGGAAGGAAUUCCUCGAAACAUGGCCAGAAUCUUCUCCUUCAGAGUCCUCGCCUCCGUCGCGUUCUUCGUUGUCGUCUUUCUCUCGAUCAUCUCUUUCUGUACUCACACUGUCAAUCUCCCCCUUUCGGGUUCUGGUUCUGGUUCUGUUUCUGGUACUGGCUCUCAUCGGAUCAACUACGUGAGAAGAUCUCCAUUGGAUGUGGGAUCGGAUCCUCUUAAACCGCGGCUGGAUCGGAUCCUGAAGCAAGCCGAUGACAAUCGCAAUUUGCUUCACGCCUAUUCAUCUUAUGCUCGAAGGCUUAAGCUUGAGUACUCAAAGCUCGUUAGGGUUUGCACGGAUGUUGCUCAGAACUAUACAGAUCUCAAUAGUAAACCUGCUUACAGUAGUCUUUUUGAGCGUGGAACCUCUUCUUUAGAUGAGGCUCUGCUUCGUCAAUUUGAGAAGGAGGUGAAAGAGCGAAUCAAAGUCACCAGACAAGUGAUUUCUGAAGCGAAAGAGUCAUUCGACAAUCAACUUAAGAUCCAGAAGUUGAAGGAUAACAUUUUUGCAGUGAAUGAACAGUUGACGAAGGUGAAGAAACAAGGAGCUUUCUCGAGUUUGAUUGCUGCCAAGUCUCUUCCAAAGAGUUUGCAUUGCAUUGCAAUGAGGUUGAUGGAAGAGAGAAUUGCAAAUCCUGGAAAAUAUUCAGAUGUAGGAAAGCCAGUACCGCCCGAAAUAGAGGAUCCAGAGCUGUACCAUUAUGCCAUAUUCUCGGAUAAUGUCGUUGCUGCAUCGGUGGUAGUUAACUCUGCUGUGAAGAACGCCGAAGAGCCAUGGAAGCAUGUGUUUCAUGUUGUCACUGACAAGAUGAAUCUUGGAGCAAUGCAAGUUAUGUUCAAAUUGAAGGACUACAAUGGCGCUCACAUUGAAGUCAAGGCAGUGGAGGAUUAUAAGUUCUUGAAUUCUUCUUACGUUCCAGUGCUUCGCCAAUUAGAGUCUGCAAAUUUACAGAGGUUUUACUUCGAGAGCAGCGUUGAGAAUGCAACGAAGGACACGACGAAUAUGAAGUUCAGAAACCCCAAGUAUCUAUCGAUUUUGAACCAUCUGCGGUUUUACUUGCCUGAGAUGUAUCCAAAACUACACAGAAUUUUGUUUUUAGAUGAUGACAUAGUGGUGCAGAAGGACUUGACUGGCCUGUGGAAGAUUGAUAUGAAUGGGAAAGUAAAUGGUGCAGUGGAGACUUGUUUUGGCUCGUUCCAUAGAUAUGCACAGUACAUGAACUUCUCACAUCCGUUAAUCAAAGAGAAGUUCGAUCCCAAGGCGUGUGCGUGGGCUUACGGGAUGAACUUCUUCGAUUUGGACGCAUGGAGAAGGGAAAACUGCACAGAAGAUUAUCACUAUUGGCAGAAUAUGAAUGAGAAUCGAACAUUGUGGAAACUGGGGACACUGCCACCUGGUUUAAUCACAUUUUACUCGACGACGAAGCCACUGGACAAGACAUGGCACGUUCUCGGACUCGGUUACAAUCCCAGCAUUAGCAAGGAAGAGAUUGAAAAUGCUGCAGUUGUGCACUUCAAUGGGAACAUGAAGCCAUGGUUAGACAUUGCUAUCUCCCAGUUUAAGCCAUAUUGGACAAAGUACGUGGAUUAUGACUUGGAGUUUGUUGAAUCCUGCAACCUUGGGCUUUAGAAUCAAUCAUCUAUAGAGUAGUUAGUCGUUUUAUAGGAGGAGAUAUUGGAUGCUGCUAACAUUUAGCUUUGCUUUUGUCUACAGUCUUGCAAACAUUAUUCUUUUAUUCUUUUCUGCUUGCUGGCUUGCUUGCUAGGAAUAUUUUUGGUUGAAGUAAUUAUUAUGUAAAUUUUGUUUUGUGGUC
Molecule: messenger RNA, 1899 nt
Organism: Cucurbita pepo subsp. pepo (vegetable marrow)
Lineage: Eukaryota; Viridiplantae; Streptophyta; Magnoliopsida; Cucurbitales; Cucurbitaceae
Source: RefSeq, a predicted model, not a curated record